This is a messenger RNA of Anoplopoma fimbria (sablefish), 1716 nucleotides long. RefSeq names its product ribosome biogenesis regulator 1 homolog (gene rrs1). Gene Ontology annotation, cellular component: preribosome, large subunit precursor; nucleolus; nucleus. Lineage: Eukaryota; Metazoa; Chordata; Actinopteri; Perciformes; Anoplopomatidae. Gene Ontology annotation, molecular function: protein binding. The transcript has a single exon. The record is from RefSeq and is a predicted model, not a curated record. Bases 36 to 1109 code for a protein of 357 amino acids. Gene Ontology annotation, biological process: ribosomal large subunit export from nucleus; ribosome biogenesis; endonucleolytic cleavage in ITS1 to separate SSU-rRNA from 5.8S rRNA and LSU-rRNA from tricistronic rRNA transcript (SSU-rRNA, 5.8S rRNA, LSU-rRNA).
CACACACGUGUGGACGCUCAGCAGCACUCACCAACAUGGCCGCCUGCAGUGUGGAGGAGCUGCUUGCCAAAGCCGAGCGAGAAGACGCAGAGAAGCUGAGGAGCAUCUCCGUCCACAAGGAGCUGGACCUGGAGUUUGACAUCGGGAACCUGUUGGCCUCCGACAAGAACCGCAUCGAGUCCCGGGACUUCAGGGAGCAGAAGAGAGAGGACUUCCUGCGGUCUCUAGCCCGAGAUAACACGCAGCUGCUCGUCAACGAGGUGUGGAAGCUGCCCACGGAGAGGGUCGAGGAGGCCAUCGUGACCAAGCUACCUGAGCAGGUGACCCCUCUGCCCCGGGAGAAGCCACCCCCGAAGCCCAGAGCCCCCACCAAAUGGGAAGAGUUCGCCAAGCUGAAGGGCAUCCAGAAGAAGAAGAAGACCAACCUGGUGUGGGAUGAAAACGCGAAGGAGUGGAGGAGACGCUGGGGCUACCAGAGGGCCAAGGAUGACACCAAAGAGUGGCUGAUCGAGGUCCCGGAGACUGCGGACCCGAAUGAGGACCAGUUCGCCAAACGCGCCGUCGCCAAGAAGGAGAGGGUGGCCAAGAACGAGUUCAACAGGCUGAAGAACAUCGCCAGGGCGCAGAAGAUCAAACUCCCAGGUGUGGGUCUGACCCCGACCCCCCAGCAGUCCAAAGAGGACCUGGUCAGAGCAGUCAGUGUGGCCAAGACCUCCACAGCAUCCGUGGGGAGGUUCCAGGACCGCCUGCCCAAAGAGAAACCCCCAAAGAACCAAGGCAAGAAGAGGAAGUUUGAGCCCCUCAUUGGCAACUUCUCCAACGAGAGGCAGAAGCAGCUGGAGCUCCUGAAGCACAUGGAUGGAAAGAAGCCCAAGUUGGACAUCGGCAGGGCCGUGGACAAGCAGAUCAGUGAGGAGAACAGGGAGGAGGCCGCAGCCAGGUUCAAGAAGGGAGCAGGGAAGAAAGGACGCAAAGGCAACAUGUCAGGAAAGGGCAAAGGAAAGGGUGGGAGACCUGGAGGAAAGGGUGGGAGACCUGGAGGCAAAGGAGGCAAAGGAGGCAAAGCUGGAGGAGGAGGGAAGAGGAAAGGCAAACCUGGGAAGCAGUGAGGACUCUGGAUGCUGCUGUGUCUUUGUGCCUUCGCAUCAGAACAUCGGACUGGACUUAAAUGAUGCAAUGUGAUAAAUGACUUUGAUUCAUCGUCUGUGGAUGAGGGCUGUGGUGUUGUGACUCUCUUUCAUCUGUAAAUAUCAGUCCCUGCAUUCAAAAGGAGGUCUUCUGAUUUAAAUAUGUGUAAUAUUCAUGGGAAAUUAAAAUCAGUAGAUUGUGUUUUUCGUCCCCGUUUUUAAUUAAAUGCAGAACUUAACAAGUCAGCUACAGCCGACAUUUUUUGACAUUUAUUUUGACUUGUGAUCACAGGAGAAGCACAUGUAUAACUAAUAGUAUUACAACAACAAACACUGAAUGUAUUCACUGAAUUACUGAAUGUUAGUAAUUGCAAACAGGAUGCAAUGGUCAUUCCUUCAACGAUUACACAGAUGGCAAUGAUAAAAAACAGUGUUGUGUAAAGUAGAUUUACUUAUUAAAAAAUGUUUCUACUCAAGACCAAAUGUGACAUUUUGAUUACUUGUUUCAUUGACUGUGACCAUUAAAAAUGCAGUAAAGUAUUAAAAAUAGAUAACUUACAUUUUGUAGUAAGUAAUCAGUGAUUACAUU